GAAUGUGUGUGAGCAGAGAAGGUACGUGGUGACCACACAUCCCGCUAGACACCCGGAUAGUGACGGAUACGCACUACUGCUGCAACAUGGUGAAAAUUAUGGUUAUCAAGACCAAACCGUACAGUGAUCAAAAGCCCGGAACCAGCGGUUUAAGAAAGAGGGUGACCGUAUUCCAGCAGAAUCAGCAUUAUACGGAGAACUUUAUCCAGAGUAUUAUUUCCACCAUUUACUCUGCUCAGAGGCAAAAGUGUACCCUGGUUGUGGGAGGAGAUGGACGCUUCUUCAUGAAAGAUGCCAUUCAGCUGAUCAUCCAGAUUGCUGCAGCUAAUGGGAUUGGCCGGCUGGUCAUUGGACAGAAUGGGAUUAUGUCAACACCUGCUGUGUCUUGUGUGAUCCGUAAAAUCAAAGCUAUCGGGGGGAUCAUCCUGACAGCCAGUCAUAACCCUGGUGGCCCCAAUGGAGACUUUGGCAUCAAGUUCAACAUAUCUAGUGGAGGUCCUGCACCAGAGGGCAUCACAGACAAAAUCUUUCAGAUCAGCAAGAGCCUCCAGGAGUACCACAUCUGCCCUGAACUCAAGGUGGACCUCUCCACCAUUGGAAAACAAACGUUUGAGGUUGACACGUUCAAGCCCUUUACCGUGGAAAUUGUGGACUCAGUGGAAUCAUAUGCAGAGAUGUUAAGUGAUAUCUUUGAUUUUGCGGCUCUGAAAGAAUUACUCUCAGGACCCAAUAAGAUUAACGUACGACUAGAUGCAAUGCACGGAGUGGUGGGUCCCUAUGUAAAGAAGAUUGUGUGUGAGGAGCUGGGUUCCCCUGCUCACUCUGCCGUUAACUGUGUCCCCUCUGAGGACUUUGGGGGUCACCAUCCUGAUCCUAACUUAACAUAUGCUGCUGACCUGGUCAACACUAUGAAGGAAGGAGGAUAUGAUUUUGGAGCAGCAUUCGAUGGUGAUGGUGAUCGGAACAUGGUUCUGGGUAAGAAUGGGUUCUUUGUUAACCCCUCAGACUCUGUGGCAGUCAUCGGUGCCAACAUUACAUGCAUCCCUUAUUUCCAAAAGACUGGCGUGAAGGGCCUGGCUCGCAGUAUGCCCACCAGUGGGGCUCUGGACAAUGUGGCCAAAGCUUUAAAGAUGCCGCUUUAUGAGGCACCCACAGGCUGGAAAUUCUUUGGAAACUUGAUGGAUGCUGGCAAGUUAUCCCUCUGUGGUGAAGAAAGCUUUGGUACUGGUUCUGAUCACAUCCGGGAGAAAGAUGGCCUUUGGGCAGUGCUUGCUUGGCUUUCAAUCUUGGCCACUCGUAAACAGAGCGUAGAGGAGAUCAUGAAAGACCAUUGGCAGAAGUUUGGAAGGAACUUCUUCACAAGGUAUGACUAUGAAGAGGUGGACUCUGAUGCUGCAAACAAGAUGAUUGCACACAUACAGACAACCAUGUCUGAUAAAGCCUUUGUAGGGCAGAAGUUCUCCUCUGGGGAAAAAACAUAUGAAGUGGAGAAGGCUGAUAACUUUGAGUACACAGACCCUGUGGAUGGCAGUGUUUCAAAAGGACAGGGUUUGAGGAUCAUCUUCUCUGAUUGCUCACGUAUCAUCUUCCGUCUCAGCGGGACAGGCAGUGCUGGGGCAACCAUCAGGCUUUACAUUGACAGCUAUGAGACGGAUCCCCAGAAAAUCUACCAAGACCCACAAGUCAUGCUGGCUCCUCUGGUGGACAUUGCCCUGAGGAUCUCCCAGCUCCAGGAAAAGACUGGCCGCACCGCUCCCACUGUAAUCACAUAAUUACUCUAGAGCCCAUAUUCACCUGAUCCAGCCCAAACUAGCCAUCACUGUAUUCAGUAAUGCUUUACUUUAAGAUUUUAACCAUCAAUUUCAUAUCCCAGUCAUUAUAUGUUGAAUGUGUCAUCUAGAAGGUUUCACUUGUACAAUUAAAGAUCUAUGCUCAGUAUAAAUAGAGAGAAAAUAAAUGGCAUAAAAG
This is a messenger RNA of Myxocyprinus asiaticus (Chinese sucker), 1968 nucleotides long. RefSeq names its product phosphoglucomutase-1-like. Gene Ontology annotation, molecular function: phosphoglucomutase activity; magnesium ion binding. The transcript has 11 exons. The record is from RefSeq and is a predicted model, not a curated record. Gene Ontology annotation, biological process: carbohydrate metabolic process. Lineage: Eukaryota; Metazoa; Chordata; Actinopteri; Cypriniformes; Catostomidae. The coding region runs from base 87 to 1772 and encodes 561 amino acids. Gene Ontology annotation, cellular component: cytosol.